Molecule: messenger RNA, 3144 nt
Organism: Strongylocentrotus purpuratus (purple sea urchin)
Lineage: Eukaryota; Metazoa; Echinodermata; Echinoidea; Camarodonta; Strongylocentrotidae
Product: 1-aminocyclopropane-1-carboxylate synthase-like protein 1
Exons: 12
Coding region: 70-1380 (436 amino acids)
Biological process (GO): biosynthetic process; amino acid metabolic process
Molecular function (GO): transaminase activity; pyridoxal phosphate binding
Source: RefSeq, a predicted model, not a curated record
CCGUACCCGCGCCCAGCGCCAUGCUCCACAUGUUUUUCCGUGCAACCACAGAGACACGAGUGACAGAAAAUGGCGACUAAUGACUCUAAAUCUGGGAUAAAACUGUCGAGUAGAACUGAUUGCGUUGUAUCUUUCAGUGACCCCGUACGAGACGCUUCCGAAGCAACUUCUGCGAAUCGCUAUCAUGAGACUCAAAACCCGCAGGGCAUAGUUGAUCUGUGUAUGUCUCAGAACACCCUCAUAUCUGAUCUCAUUCUUGACAAGUUACAACAGCCCGAGUUGCUGAAAUGGGACGAGACGAUGCUGACAUAUACCGAGAGGAAAGGGACGAAGAGACUGCGAGUUGCCAUAGCAACCUACUUAGAAGACCAGACUGGCUCGCCUCAGAAGAUAGACCCGGAUAUGAUGUGUUGUAUGAAUGGAGUUACUGGAGUGAUGAAUCUACUCACUUAUGUCUUGUUUGAUGAAGGAGAUACCGUGCUGUGCCCAGCCCCUUUCUAUUAUUCCAUUCCAAGAGAUAUCAUGUACAUCUCCAAAGUCAAAACCUACCCUGUUCCUCUCAGCAGCAAGCCGGGCGCUAAUGGAUUGAAAGCCUUUGAGUUGACAGUGGACCACCUUGAGAAGGGCCUUCAGAAAGCAAGAGAAGAGGGUCACCGUGUUCGUGGGGUCUUUCUUGUGAAUCCGAGCAAUCCGCUGGGACUGGUCUAUACUAAGGAACAGGUCCAGGCCUAUCUAGCAUUCUGCAAGAAGUACAGCCUGCAUGUUAUCAUGGAUGAGAUUUAUCAAUGCAGUAACCAUGAUGAAUCAACAGCUAACUCAAGUGUACUAGGACUCCCUCUAGUGGCCGUGCCUGACCCACAGAGGACUCAUAUGUUGUAUGGCUUCAGCAAGGACUUUGGUAUUCCUGGAUCUCCAUUAGGUGUCCUACACACCUGGAACCAGGAUGUCCUUGAGAGAUGUGUUAGUCUGAAUGACUAUCAGCAAGCAUCCAGCUUCAUCCAAUCAGCCGCCGCUAAGAUGCUAGAAGAUAAAGAUUGGUUGAGGCGUACCUACUUCCCUACUAACCUCUCACGAAUAAGAGAUGCAUGUCGGAUUACCAUGGAAACCCUGGAUGAGAUAGGAGCUUCAUACUUCAGACCUCAGGCUGGUCUCUUCAUAUGGGCGAACCUUGGCAAGUUCCUCUCGCAGGACACUGAGGAGGGGGAGAAGCGCCUUACAUUCCACCUCUUGAAGGGUGGGGUUGGUUUGUCGCCCUCUGCUGGUUACUGUGGGGGAGAGUACGGCUGGUAUCGGAUAAUGUUUGCUGUACCAAGACAUAGAUUAACGGAAGGUCUACGCAGAUUGAAAGAGUCCUGCCUGUCAUUCAGUACUGCACCAUGAUAGGCAGAAGGAAAGGGAAUCUCUUUUGGCUUCAUCAGGGUACACUAGUCCUGUCAUUUUUAGGCUCGGUGUAAAAAUGUCUAGAGGUAAAAAAUAUAAAAACAUAAGCAUGUUUAAUACAGGUUGAAUAAAUGUAAUGGUUGUAUAUUAUGCUUAUCGAGAAAGAAUAACGAAGGAUUCUCUGCAGUCAUUAAUUCAGCGAUGCCUUGUUUUCUUCUUUCUUUAACUUUUAUCUACUUUUAUUUACACAUUGUAUUAUCUUCAGGACAUGUACAAAUUAGUACAAUCCAUUGAUACACAGUCAUUUAUGAAAUAUACAUUAUGAUAUGGAAGAAGGGAAUAUAAUAGACUAACCCAGUAACUAACGUCUCAACAUUUUGUGUGAUAAAGUGCCGAGAUAUUACGACGCCACUGAUUUUUACCCCGUCAUUUUGUUGUACCUCAGACCUUUUUUUUAAUUACCUCUGACAUUUUUACCUCUGACAUUAUUACCUCUGACAUUUUCAGCAAGUAUAUCAAGCUAUUAAAUAUCUGUACAUUUUCAUGAAUUUGCUCUUUUUUAUGAAACUGUACCAUUUUGCUUUGCUUUAUUAUUUGUUUGCUCUUUUCUGUAGUCUAUAAUUUCUUCUAUUUUUCUCUAUGAUUAUUCAUUUGUUACUUUUUAAAUGUAAUUUGGUAAUUUGUUAAUUAUUUGCGGUAGUUCAGAAGUCUAUCCAAAAUUUGACCCAUAACUCUGGCGUGGAGAUACCCUACUAAAACAUACCAAAAAUGAAGUAAAUAUUCAUCAAAUGUCCAAAUAAAGGUCAUGAUCUAAAAGUCGAUAUGUUUGUUACCUGUUUUGUGUCAAUUUUCUUAUCUUUUUCAGAGUAUUUUUCCUAAAAAGGAAGACUUAUAAUCUGCACUUUCUCACAGGAUUUACGGCAAACUGAAGCGCAAUACAAUUACAUACCGACGGUCAGGUGCGGGUGCGCGCGCCGUAGUUAUGGGUCAAAGUUUGGAGACUUCUGAACUAGCGCCAAUCAUUUUCUUAUUAUUUAGUGUAUUGUGUAUUUUCCCACUUAUCUACAGUACAAUAUGUUUCAAUAAAUAUCUCUAUUUUUACAAUAUUAAUUAUCUCUUUUAAUAUCGUUCUACUCUACAAUGGUAUUUUUAUUACAGCUGUAAUCCAAAGGCAUUGAUUGACGAUAAUACAUUAUUUUUGUAAACAUCGAGAAAGAUGUCUACCAAGUGAAAAAUAAAUACCUUGAUAUGUAAGUGACAUUCAAUAAGUAGUUACAUGUGUGUUAUCACAUUGGCUGUGUUUUGUGAUUUAGUUGUCUUGAUUUUCCGUUGAUGUACAUGUACAAUUACUUCCACAACCCUGGUCCUUUUGCCACAUGUGAAGAAAGACAUUUUUGGGGCUAUUUUCUCCAUAUUUUUAUGGUAUUUCCUAGAAAAGUACCCAGUAGACUAUUUUUCUUCUAUUUUCCAACGGAAAAACAACAACAAAUGUUAGGCUAAGGUGUGAACUGUUUAAAUGCGCAAUUAUUCGGUAGCUAUCCUUUUAUGUACUAAUUACGAUGAUGCAAUAUGUAUGUAUAAAUUGGCCAUUAUGUUGCUUAUAGUGAAAUAUACAAUUACAAAGUGUCUCAAUCACCUGUAAAAAUGAUUUGUGGAUCGCUUGAAUGUCUAAAAUAAAUAUAAAUAAAAUUUGUCUUGCAUUUAUAUGUUGCAAUAAAGAAACAAUGGAAAUAAUAAUAAUAAAAACAAUAGAUUUUAAUUGAA